AUGACCGCGACCGCAGCCCUCCUGCCCGUCCUCUUGCUCCUGCUGGCCUUCGGCCACAGUUCCCAUGGAGCUGAGUGCCUCCCGGCCUGCCACCCUCAGCAUGGACUCUGCGAGGACGACAAUGUUUGCAGGUGCCAGCCUGGCUGGCAGGGUCCCCUGUGUGACCAGUGCGUGACCUCUCCUGGCUGUGUUAAUGGACUCUGCGAGGAACCCUGGCAGUGCGUUUGCAACGACGGCUGGGAAGGGACCCUCUGCGACAUAGACACUCGGGCUUGCACCUCCGUCCCCUGUGCCAACAACGGGACCUGCGUGGACCGCGUCAACGGCAGCUACGAGUGCUCCUGUGCCCCUGGGUUCUCGGGAAAGGACUGUCAGAAGAAGGACGGGCCGUGCGUGAUCAAUGGUUCUCCCUGCCAGCACGGUGGCACCUGCGUGGACGACGAUGGCCGGGCCUCCCAUGCCUCCUGCCUGUGCCCCCCUGGCUUCUCGGGCAACUUCUGCGAGAUCGUGGCCAACAGCUGCACCCCCAACCCGUGCGAGAACCAAGGCAUCUGCACCGACAUCGGGGGUGACUUCCGCUGCCGCUGCCCCACCGGCUUCGUGGACAAGACCUGCAGCCGCCCGGUGACCAACUGUGCCUCCGAUCCGUGCCUGAACGGGGGCACCUGCCUGCAGCACUCCCAGGUGAGGUUCGAGUGUCUGUGCAAGCCCGAGUUCACAGGCCCCAUCUGCGGCAGGAAGCGCGCGGCCGGCUCCCAGCAGGUCACCCGUCUGCCCAGCGGGCACGGCCUGCCCUACCGCCUGACCCCCGGGGUGCACGAGCUGCCCGUGGCGCAGCCUGAGCACCGCGUCCUCAAGGUGUCCAUGAGGGAGCUCAACAAGAGCACCCCGCUCCUCUCCGAGGGCCAGGCCAUCUGCUUCACCAUCCUGGGCGUGCUGACCAGCCUGGUUGUGCUGGGCACCAUGGGCAUCAUCUUCCUCAACAAGUGCGAGGCCUGGGUGUCCAACCUGCGCUACAACCACAUGCUGAAUAAGAAGAAGAAGCUGCUGCUGCAGUACAACAGCGGGGAAGACCUGGCUGUCAACAUCAUCUUCCCCGAUAAGAUCGACAUGACCACCUUCAAGGAGGCCAGCGACGAGGAGAUCUAAGCAGCGUUCCCACCGCCCCCUCUACCCGCGGUCCCGCCAGCUCACUAUACGCGGUCUGUUCUCACCUUUGUGGUGGUGGUAUUUGCUAUCUCUCGUGUCCAAUCUGGUGAACGCUGUGCUCCCCUCUUACCUCUGUGUUGCUGUGUGACCGAUGCAAUGCUGAAACAA
Pteronotus mesoamericanus is the source of this 1317-nucleotide messenger RNA. RefSeq names its product delta like non-canonical Notch ligand 1 (gene DLK1). Gene Ontology annotation, biological process: negative regulation of Notch signaling pathway. The transcript has 5 exons. Gene Ontology annotation, molecular function: calcium ion binding. Gene Ontology annotation, cellular component: membrane. Lineage: Eukaryota; Metazoa; Chordata; Mammalia; Chiroptera; Mormoopidae. The record is from RefSeq and is a predicted model, not a curated record. The coding region runs from base 1 to 1149 and encodes 382 amino acids.